Messenger RNA from Pteronotus mesoamericanus, 2514 nucleotides. RefSeq names its product ATP-dependent DNA helicase DDX11-like. Gene Ontology annotation, molecular function: ATP binding; DNA binding; hydrolase activity, acting on acid anhydrides, in phosphorus-containing anhydrides. Gene Ontology annotation, cellular component: nucleus. Gene Ontology annotation, biological process: establishment of sister chromatid cohesion; nucleobase-containing compound metabolic process. The record is from RefSeq and is a predicted model, not a curated record. Lineage: Eukaryota; Metazoa; Chordata; Mammalia; Chiroptera; Mormoopidae.
AUGGCUCUGCAUUCUCCUUCAGAAGUACUAAGAGAAGUUGCUCAGCUCGGCUUCCUGCCUUACGGCCAGCGCAGUCCUCCAAGUCCUGUGGGAGGAUGCUAUAGUCCCUUUGAAAGCCCCUGCUUUUCCUUGGAGCAGAUUUAUUACUGCAGUCGGACCCACCCCCAGCUGGCCCAGUUUGUGCGCGAGGUACAGAAGAGCCCCUUUGGCAAGGACACCCGGGUCGUGUCCCUCGGCUCGCGACAGACUCUUUGUAUAAACAAAGACGUGAAAAACCUGGGUUCUGUGCAGCUGAUCAACGACCGCUGUGUGGAACUGCAGCAGGGCUGAAAGAACAAGAGCAGAGCCGAGGUUCAGGGGCUGAAGAGGAGACGGAAGGAGCCCCGGGAGGCCUGUCCCUUCUACCACCACAGGCAGCUGCAUCUGCUCCUGGACAAGGUCCUGCUGGAGAUGAAGGACAUUGAGGAGCUGGCAACCCUGGGGAAGGAGGCCGGGGCCUGUCCCUAUUACGGGAGCCGGUUUGUCAUUCCAGCGGCCCAGGUGGUGGUGCUGCCCUACCAGCUGCUCCUGCACACGGCCGCCCGGCAGGCCGCAGGGAUCCGGCUGCAGGGCCAGGUAGUCACCAUCGACGAGGCGCACAACUUGAUCGACACCAUCAUGAGCAUUCACAGUACGGAAGUCAGCUGUUCCUAGCUCUGCCAGGCACAUUCCCAGUUGCUCCGGUACAUGGAAUGAUACAGAGGAGACACCACCUCCUGAGGGAAGUGUUUGAAGGCCAAGAACCUGAUGUACAUCAAGCAGAUCCUGUAUCUGUUGGAGAAGUUUGUGACUGUGCUGGGUGGUAAGGUGAACAUUAAGCAAAAUCCCGAUACAUAGAGCAUCCCAUACACAGGGACAGAGCUGAAGACCAUCAAUGACUUUCUCUUUCAGAGCCAGAUAGACAACAUCAACCUGUUCAAGGUGCAGCGCUACUGUGAGAAGAGCAUGAUCAGCAGGAAGCUGUUGGGCUUCACAGAAAGGUUUGGGGCAGUCCUCGCACCCCCAGGGAGCAGCCCAGUGGCUGGGUUCCAGCACUUCCUACAGAGCCUACAGCCCGGGGUGACUGAGGCCCCUGUGGAGGAGGGGGAGGCCAGGGCACCUCGGCCUGCUUCCCCACUGAUGCACAUCGAAGGCUUCCUUGCAGCUCUCACCACUGCCAACCAGGACGGCAGGGUCAUCCUGAACAGAGACACUUCUGUUGGGGCUAGCAGCCUCAAAUUCUUGCUGCUGAAUCCAGGUGUGCCUUUUGCCCAGGUGGUGAAGGAAUGCCGGGCCGUGGUCAUUGCGGGGGGCACCAUGCAGCCGUCCUCUGAUGUCUGAUUUCGGGAGCAGCUGUUGGCAUGUGCUGGGGUGGAAGCUGAGCGACUGGUGGAGUUUUCCUGUGGUCACGUGAUCCUUCCAGACACCAUCCUGCCCCUCAUCAUUUGCACUGGGCCCUCCAACCAGCAGCUGGAAUUCACAUAUGCGAAAAGAGAGCUGCCCCACAUGUUAAUGGAUGAGACAGGUCGCAUCCUCUGUUACUUGUGCAAUGUGGUCCCUGGAGGGGUGAUCUGUUUCUUCCCCUCCUAUGAGUACCAACGCCAGGUCCAUGCCCGCUGGGACAGGAGUGGCCUGCUGGCCCGCCUGGCCGUCAGGAAAAAGAUAUUUCAGGAACCGAAGAGAGCAAACCAGGUGGAACAGGUGCUGACAGAGUAUUCCAAGUGCAUUCAGUGCCAUGUUCAGGCAGGAGGCAUGGUGACCGGGGCCCUGUUGCUCUCAGUGGUCGGAGGCAAGAUGAGUGAAGGCAUCAACUUCUCCGACAACCUUGGCCGGUGUGUGGUCAUGGUGGGCAUGCCCUACCCCAACAUCCAGUCUCCCGAGCUGCGAGAGAAGAUGGCCUACCUGGGUCAGACCCUCCCCCAAACCCCAGGUCAGCCCACCCUGAGAAAGGCUUUGGUGGAGAAUCUAUGUAUGAAGGCUGUCAAUCAGUCUAUAGGCAGGACCAUCAGGCACCAGAAGGAUUUCGCCAGCAUCGUGCUCCUGGACCAACGGUAUGCCCAUCCUCCUGUCCUGGCAAAGCUGCCGGCCUGGGUCCGAGACCGUGUGGAGGUCAACGCCACCUUUGGUCCUGCCUUUGCUGCUUUGCGGAAGGUCAGCCCUGCCUCUCCCUUCCCCCCAAGAGCUCCCCGCCAAGACCCCCAUCUAGUGUUUCACAGUCUUCUCUGUCUCCCCAGUUUCACCACAAGAAGUCUGGCCUUUCCUGAGGGACGGCAACGCUUGUCUGGCAUGCAGACUACGCUGCUUCUGGAAUCACCAGGCUGCCAGGAGCCAGGAAUAGAUGCAGAAGCCAAUAGGCGAAAGCAGGCUGUCCGAGACCUUUACCCUUUCCUCAAAAUUAAGGAUGUUCCCCAUUCCCGGCCCCCCUGGGGUCCAGGGCUCAUCUGCCCUCCGAUGUCUGUUUACCUCACCCGGCUGCCGCUGCCGCCUGGGGAUUAA